Molecule: messenger RNA, 555 nt
Organism: Ustilaginoidea virens
Lineage: Eukaryota; Fungi; Ascomycota; Sordariomycetes; Hypocreales; Clavicipitaceae
Exons: 3
Coding region: 1-555 (184 amino acids)
Biological process (GO): regulation of protein localization; endosome organization
Cellular component (GO): BLOC-1 complex; endosome
Source: RefSeq, a predicted model, not a curated record
AUGUCAGGCCCGUUCACAAACGUGUCCUACUCGAUGCCCUUGGCCGUUCCGGGAAAAGGCAACCAGCUGCCCCCGUCUUACAGCCACUACUCCAUGUCUCCCCCAGAAUGCGACGACUCCGUCAGCUCAACAUCAGGCCUCCCGUCCUACAGCAGUCCCGGCCUCUCUGGCUCCUCGGCCAGCUAUCUGGGCAGCUCGCAGGACUUUGAGAGCGCCCACUCCGCCAGCGGCAUUGACAUCCAGGAGUACAUGCAGGAUCGCCUCUCCAACUCGUUCAAUCCUAUUCCGCUGGACCGCAGCAUGGCGGUCCAAGCGCAAACCUCUGGCAAGCUCAACGCAAAGCACCGAGAGCUCGUCGAACUGCAAAAGCAGGCACAAGCACGCCUCGCCAAGACGAGAGAACGAUUCCACGAGGGAAUGCGAGAUGCGCGCGAGGUGCGGGGCGACUUGGAAUGGGUGCAGAAAAAAGUGUCGUCAUUACAAGCCAAAGCUGCUCGCAAGCACCCCAAGGAGUAUCGCAAGGCUCGUGAGCGUUUCCCUUCUCCCGAGUACUAA